GAGCUGCCCUUCUGCUCCAGAGCAGAAGGUGACGGUAAUGCACCUAACGUUACUGGUGCUCGCCGGCAGCCAUUAAAAGACAAGAAGAAGAAGAACGCCCAUUUUGCUCAGAGUGUCUGGGCAUCGAAGUGUGCUGAAAUAUCACCAGACAGAGAGGACAAAGAGCUGCAAUGGACGGUGAUGUUGCGGUUGGUGUGAAGAGAGGCUCAGAUGAGCUCAACAUGUACGGUAGCAGCCCAAAUUCUAUGACCGCGAACGGCAGUGACAGUAAGAAACAGCGCCUGGAUGAAUCCCCUCCUUCCAGAGUUCUCCACAUCAGGAAACUUCCUAAUGAAGUGUCGGAGACUGAAGUCAUUGCUCUGGGGCUGCCCUUUGGAAAGGUCACUAACAUACUGAUGCUGAAAGGGAAAAACCAGGCGUUUCUGGAGUUGGGUACAGAGGAAGCAGCCAUUACUAUGGUGAACUACUACACAGCUGUCACACCACAGGUCAGAAACACUCCUGUCUUCAUCCAGUACUCCAACCACAAGGAACUGAAAACAGACUCAGCUCUGAACCAGAGAGCCCAGGCAGUGUUGCAGGCGGUGUCAGCAGUCCAGGAUGGAAGCUCUCCAUCCUCUGACCCUGGAGUUUUGGACCUAGCUCCACCUCCCAGCCCUGUCCUGCGAAUUAUCAUUGACAACAUGUUUUAUCCUGUGACGUUGGACGUUCUCCAACAGAUCUUCAGUAAGUUUGGGACUGUGAUGAAGAUUAUAACCUUCACCAAGAACAACCAGUUUCAGGCUCUUCUGCAGUUCAGCGACCCUGUCAAUGCGCAGCAGGCUAAACUGUCUUUGGAUGGACAGAACAUCUAUAAUUCAUGCUGCACUCUGCGGAUAGACUUCAGUAAACUGGUCAACCUCAACGUCAAAUACAACAAUGAUAAGAGUCGAGAUUACACCAGACCAGACCUCCCUACUGGAGAUGGAGAGUCAGCCAACAAGGAUCAUUCAUUACUGGGUACCCCAUCUGGAGCGCUAGCUUCCUACUCUAGUGGAGGAGGUUACUCAUCUUCUCUCUCCCUCUCGCAGGGUGGAGGAGCCAUCAGUCCACUGAGUGCUGCAGCAGCAGCCGCAGCAGCUGCUGGUCGUGUUGCUCUGUCUGGCUCUGGAGUGUCAGGAGUCCUGUUGGCAUCCAACCUAAAUGAAGAGAUGGUCACGCCUCAAAGUCUCUUUACCCUCUUCGGAGUCUAUGGUGAUGUCCAGAGGGUGAAGAUCCUCUACAACAAAAAGGACAGCGCUCUGAUACAGUUGUCUGAUGGCAACCAGGCUCAGCUGGCCAUGAGCCACUUGAACGGUCAAAAGGUGUUUGGUAAAGUGAUGAGAGUGACUCUGUCCAAACAUCAAACUGUGGCUUUGCCCAGAGAAGGAUUAGAUGACCAACUACUAACUAAAGAUUUUUCUGGCUCACCUCUUCAUCGCUUUAAGAAGCCAGGAUCCAAAAACUUUCAGAACAUCUUUCCUCCAUCUGCAACUCUUCACCUCUCCAACAUCCGGGAUGGAGUUGGAGAGGAGGAUCUACGUCUUCUGUUCUCCAACAGUGGAGGAACCGUCAAGGCCUUCAAGUUCUUCCAGGACCGGAAAAUGUCUUUGAUCCAGAUGUCGUCAGUAGAGGAAGCGAUCCAGGCUCUGAUGGAUCUUCACAACUAUGACAUGGGAGGGAAUCACCACCUGAAAGUUUCCUUUUCAAAGUCCACCAUCUGACCCCCACAGCUCACUCCUGAACCUUAAGAUCCAAGACGAGCGAGGAAGUCUCCACCAUCUGUUUUUAUUCUCAACAUCUUCUGUUAACCUCUUCUUCCUCCCAAAUCUUUAAUCAGGAAUACCAUACGUUAUCACUGAAAUAUGCUUCAGUGUCCAAAUGAAACAUUUGAAACAGUUUAAAAAUACUGAGAAAAUCCAAAAUGCUCUUUUUGUAGACCAGUAGAAACGGUACAUACGGCAUGAAGUGAACUCAAGUGUCAGCCAGCUCGCUGUGACAUCACUGUUGGAUGUGGUUCCAGGUCAGUGCACACCUCUGACCACACCCAACCACAUCCAUCAGUGAUGCUGCUCAGAGCUGCAACAGACUUGAAGGACAGACAAACACUGCUUUCACCUGCUGCCGUCAAUCUUAAUCUUUAGAUUUUUUGUAUUGCCCUGCCGAGCGAUCACUUGUCGUCUCUUUCCCUGGAUUUUCUGUCAAGGUUUUAAGUUCCUGUAAUAAUCUGUCAUUUGAAGAUGAGUGCUGUUUCUGACACAUCGUCACUGUGCUGCUUCACUCCUCCAGAUCUCAUCCUGACCGUUGUGCACUUUCAAAAUCAGACGUACAGAUAUCUUACUCCAAGCUCCGCGCAUAAAGGAGUAGAGGGGAUGACAAAGGUUUAAGUGUUUUAUGUUGUUCUCUCAUUUGUAAUUUGGCAUUGUAGCUUUACUGAUUUGCUGCACCACACACACACUCACUUUAAAUGUAGUUUAAACACCAGACAUAACUAAAAUGUUUUUUUGUUUCACACCCAGAAAUGUUUAAAUUUGAAGAGGCAGCUUUUCUUAAUGGACACAGUUUCCAAACAAUCACUGUUUGAUUAAAAACAGCAAGUUCAUCAUGGCCAUGUGAAAGAACAGUAAGCUAAUGUUUGUUGACGGCUCCCAACACUUCUUUACUAAAUACCUUGGAAUGUAAUGACAUUAACACUUUGCUGACAUGUGAUAAUAUUCUGGAUCCAGAGGUGAAGAAUGGACUCGCCUCUAAUGUUCCUGUUUAAAUCCCACCCCAGUCUUUUUAUAAACCAUGUGUGUGUGUAUGUGCACAAACACACAUACACACACAUGGCUGUCUGUUUAGACAAGGUUUCAACAUGUGAUUCUGGUCUGGGUCUCUGCUUUUGGGAGGAGGCCUGCUGGGACCAAAGUGCAUGUGCCUUCAAUCUGGUUUGAUCUGCUGUCUUUGGACAGCUUGUUUUGUUGCUCAUGUUUGUUGAUUUUGUGUUGUAAACCUGUAGAAACAAAUUAUUUUGUUAAUUAUUUUUUAAAUAGAAGUGAAGCUCGUCUUCCCAGUCCUUCGUUUGUCUUAACAAUGUGAGUUUAUCAAUCUGAGAUGCACAGAUCAUUGGGUCACUGUUUGAACUGAGGUCAUGUCCACAGAGGGUUUUUAUUUUUCACUCAGCUCUGGUUCUUACUCCAGAACUUUUUUUGGGAGAUUGUUGUAAAUUUUCUACUUGAGUUUAUUUUCUUUUGUGGUAAGAUUUCAGAUUAGCCCAAAUUAAACAUGUCUUUUCUACCAACGAGCCCAA
Molecule: messenger RNA, 3310 nt
Organism: Larimichthys crocea (large yellow croaker)
Lineage: Eukaryota; Metazoa; Chordata; Actinopteri; Sciaenidae
Product: polypyrimidine tract-binding protein 2
Exons: 17
Coding region: 171-1742 (523 amino acids)
Biological process (GO): mRNA processing
Cellular component (GO): nucleus
Molecular function (GO): RNA binding
Source: RefSeq, a predicted model, not a curated record